Messenger RNA from Neomonachus schauinslandi (Hawaiian monk seal), 1458 nucleotides. RefSeq names its product solute carrier family 52 member 3 (gene SLC52A3). Gene Ontology annotation, molecular function: riboflavin transmembrane transporter activity. The record is from RefSeq and is a predicted model, not a curated record. NCBI's taxonomy places the organism in Eukaryota, Metazoa, Chordata, Mammalia, Carnivora, Phocidae. Gene Ontology annotation, cellular component: plasma membrane. Bases 1 to 1410 code for a protein of 469 amino acids. Gene Ontology annotation, biological process: riboflavin transport. The transcript is spliced from 4 exons.
AUGGCCCUCCUGGUACACCUGCUGGUCUGCACCUUCGGGAUGGGCUCCUGGGUAGCCAUCAACGGGCUGUGGGUAGAGCUGCCCCUGCUGGUGACAGAGCUGCCCGAGGGGUGGUACCUUCCCUCCUACCUCACGGUGGUCAUCCAGCUGGCCAACAUCGGCCCCCUCCUGGUCACCCUGCUCCAUCACUUCCAGCCCAGCUGCCUUUCCGAAGUGCCCAUCAUCUUCACCGUGCUGGCUGUGGGCACCCUGGCCUGCACCCUCUUCGCCUUCCUCUGGAAUGUCACCUCCUGGGUGUUGGACGGCCACCACAGCAUUGCCUUCAUGGUCCUCACCUUCUUCCUGGCCCUGGUGGACUGCACCUCUUCGGUCACCUUCCUGCCUUUCAUGAGCCGGCUGCCCACCCGCUACCUCACCACCUUCUUUGUGGGUGAAGGACUCAGCGGCCUCCUGCCUGCCCUGGUGGCUCUUGCCCAGGGCUCGGGUCUCGCCACCUGUGUCAAUGUCACUCAGCCAUCAGACACCACCCCAAGCACUGAGACCACCAGGAAGACUGUCUUCCUACAGGGAGCUAACAGCACUUUGGUGUCUGACCUGCCUGGGACGACACGUUCCACCGUCCAUCUGGAAAGCCGCUACCUCCCGGCCAACUUCUCGCCCUUGGUCUUCUUCCUCCUGCUCUCCUUCAUGAUGGCCUGCUGCCUGGUUGCUUUCUUUCUCCUCCAGCGUCAGCCCAGACCCAGGGAAUCUUCCAUAGAAGACCUCCUCACCUCCCAGGUCACCCUCCACUCCAUCCGGCCACGGGAAGGGGAGGACCUGGGCCCCCCAGACCCAGGGGCUAGCAGCAAGGCCCAGGGGCAUCCAGAGGAGAAAACAGCCUCCGACCGCCCAGCCCACCUGGCCUUCAUCUACAUCCUGGUGGCCUUCGUGAACGCGCUCACCAACGGCGUGCUGCCCUCCGUGCAGACCUACUCCUGCCUCUCCUACGGGCCUGUUGCUUACCACCUGUCCACCACCCUCAGCUCCAUGGCCAACCCUCUCGCCUGCUUCCUCUCCAUGUUUCUGUCGCACAGGUCUCUGCCAAUUCUGGGGGUCCUCACGGUGCUCGGGACUGGCUUCGGGGCCUACAACAUGGCCAUGGCCGUGAUGAGCCCUUGCCCCCUCAUGCAGGGCCACUGGGCUGGAGAAAUCCUCAUUGUGGCCUCGUGGGUGCUGUUCAUUGGCUGUCUGAGCUACGUCAAGGUGAUGCUGGGCGUGAUCCUGCGCGACCGCAGCCGCAGCGCCCUCCUGUGGUGCGGCGCGGCGGUGCAGCUGGGCUCCCUGCUCGGAGCUCUGCUCAUGUUCCCACUGGUCAACGUGCUGAGGCUCUUCUCAUCGGCCGACUUCUGCAACCUGCGGUGCUCCGCCUAGGACACCUGGCGCGGUCCAGGACAGCGCCCUGAGCCGCCCCCGUUACUA